This is a messenger RNA of Trifolium pratense (red clover), 2274 nucleotides long. RefSeq names its product cysteine-rich receptor-like protein kinase 15. The transcript is spliced from 7 exons. Gene Ontology annotation, molecular function: protein kinase activity; ATP binding. The coding region runs from base 101 to 2149 and encodes 682 amino acids. The record is from RefSeq and is a predicted model, not a curated record. Lineage: Eukaryota; Viridiplantae; Streptophyta; Magnoliopsida; Fabales; Fabaceae. Gene Ontology annotation, biological process: protein phosphorylation.
AGUAUUAAGUAACUCUCAUAUAUAUCCAAAGCUUCAAUUCUCCAUUUGUUAACCACUUAUUACUUGUUAAUAUUCUCAAAAAGAAAGCAAGAUCAGAAUAAUGGCAAUUGUGAUUGUGUCUUGCAAGUUAUCAUUUUCCUUUUAUUAUUUUUUUCUCCUACUUGUCAUUAUUAUUGUAUCUCAAGCUAAAGCCAAGCCAAAUUUUUUGUACAACUUUUGUAUAAACGAUAAUGGCAACUACACAGCCAAUAGCACAUAUCAAACCAACCUCAACAUCCUUUUAUCCAAUCUCUCUUCCAACACACAAAUCAACUACGGUUUCUACAAUUUCUCUUAUGGCCAAAACACUGACAAAGUAAACGCCAUUGGACUCUGCAGAGGAGAUGUUAAACCCGAUGCUUGCCGCAAUUGUCUUAACGAUUCAAGAGUUCUUCUGACACGACUUUGUCCAAAUCAAAAAGAAGCAAUUGGUUGGUAUGACAAUUGCAUGUUGCGCUACUCGAACCGAUCAAUAUUUGGCAUUAUGGAACAAUUCCCUUGGUUUCCUAUGGAAAACGGUCAGAAUGUAACACUAACAGAGGUGGAUCAAUUUAAAAGAGUUCUUGGGAACUUGAUGAAGAAACUGAAAGAAAAAGCUGCGUCAAGUAAUGACUCUCGUGUUAAGUAUGCUACGGAUAAUGAAUCCAAUGUGACCUUGAAUUUCCAAACCAUAUAUGGUCUUGUACAGUGUACACCUGAUUUAUCCUUACAAGAUUGCAUGGAUUGUUUAAAUGGUGCUAUCUCAUAUCUUCCAAAUAGCAAAUUUGGUGGUGGAGUUGUUGAACCAAGUUGUAAUAUUAGAUAUGAAUCGUGGCGCUUCUACGAUCCUCCAUUUGUAGUAGUUGACACAGAUGAAACCUCUCAACCACAAGAAAAAGGCAAAUCAUACCAUACUACCAUUGCCAUAGUUGUGCCUGCUGUUGUUGCAGUUCUUGUUCUAAAUUUGAUCAUUUGCAUAUGCUUGAGGAGAAAUCGCCCUAGUAUGGCAGGGUUAAAUCUCGAAGGCCAAGAGAAAAAUGAAGAUGAAUUUGAAGAAGCUGAAGCGAGUAAUGAUCUUAAAGUUGGCGAUUUGUUGCAAUUUGACAUGGAAACCAUCAAAUUAGCUACAAGCAACUUCUCUGAUGCAAAUAAGCUUGGUCAAGGUGGAUUUGGAACGGUUUAUAAGGGUAUGCUCUCUAAUGGACAAAAUGUUGCUAUCAAAAGGUUGGCAAUCAAUUCUAAUCAAGGAGAAACCGAAUUUAAGAACGAAGUAUUGUUGACAGGAAAACUUCAACAUCGAAAUUUAGUUAAGCUAUUAGGUUUCUGCUUACAAAGAAAAGAAAGACUACUGAUAUAUGAGUUUGUCCCUAAUAAAAGUCUUGAUUAUAUCAUAUUUGAUCCAAUCAAGCGUGCAAAUUUGAAUUGGGAAAGACGCUACAAAAUCAUAAAAGAUAUUGCGCGAGGUCUUCUUUAUCUUCAUGAAGAUUCUCGAUUACAAAUUAUUCACCGUGAUCUCAAAAUAAGUAAUAUUCUAUUAGAUGAAGAGAUGAACCCAAAAAUUACAGAUUUUGGCAUUGCAAAAUUGUUUGAUGCCAAUCAAACUCAUGGCAUGACAAAGACCGUUGUUGGAACAUUUGGAUAUAUGGCACCAGAGUACAUCAGACAUGGAGAAUUUUCAGUCAAAUCAGAUAUAUUUAGUUAUGGCGUAAUCAUUUUAGAAAUUGUUUGUGGUCGGAGAAUCAUCAAGAAUCGUGACGGGGAGAAUAUAGAGGAUCUAUUAAGUAUUGCAUGGAGAAAUUGGAAGGCAGGGACAAUAUCAGAUAUUGUAGAUCCAAUAUUAGAACAAGGUUUUAAUAAGAAUGAAAAAUUGAGAUGCAUCCAUGUUGGACUACUUUGUGUUCAAGAAGAUAUAGAUAUGAGACCAUCUAUGAGUUUGGUUUUACUAAUGCUUAGUAGCAUUUAUUUUCCACUUCCUGUACCUUUGGAACCUCCCCUUUUAAUGCAACCAAAAAGUGCAUUAUCUACAUCGUUAAGGGAUCAAUAUUCAGGUCUCACCAAGUCAACUGAUUCAGGAUCAGGAAGUCUACUUACUCAAGGAUCAACAAGUAAAUCUUCAGUUACAGGCCGUUAAUGUUCUGCUGAAUAUUCUUUGUUAUGGGAUUUAAAUCAUAAGCACAUAGUACAAUGAAGUGUGAUUCUGAAAAUAUUUUAUGUUCAUAAAAUAUAUUUCUGAUACAAUUUAGUAAUUUGCUCUAA